Molecule: messenger RNA, 918 nt
Organism: Symbiodinium natans
Lineage: Eukaryota; Dinophyceae; Suessiales; Symbiodiniaceae
Source: the annotation of a GenBank genome assembly
AUGAUCAGCAAGGUGUGCCUGCUUGCCGCUUUCCACGUUUGCCUCUCUGAGUUCGUUCUUGAUGUGGGGGCGCCGCGUAGCGGCACCCAAAGUAUGUUUGAGGCACUGAAGCAGCUGGGUCUGAAUGCCCUUUGGAGUGGUUACUACACGCAACUGCGAUGGCCUUGGUGCGAUUAUCUGUUUGCCAAUGGCACGCGGCCGCCAUUUGACAACCUGACAGGCUUCGAAGCAGCUAUGGACGAGCCUUUCCAUCUGCUCUAUGAUGAGGUUCUGCAGGCGAUUCCUGACGCCAAGUUCGUGUACACAGUUGCUGACCCAGAUUCAUGGUAUGACCAGUACCUGGAGUUCUACGCAUACCAAGAGCGCGACCGAGACUCUGAGAACCGCCAGGUUUACCAAAGGCACAAGUAUUAUCCGGGCCAUGAGACGGACGUGACACACAGACUGUCGAGCCUGCGGGGAAAGCAGGGUGAGCGGCUAUCUGAGCGAACACGCGCAGACUUCUUCCCACGACCUCUGGGGCACCCGAUGAAUGGAUAUAAUCCAGUGGAGGAGUGGGGCUCCACAGAGUCUCAUUGGAUGUGCACGGCGGCCCAUUUCUGGGGGUGCCGCUUUGACGACCCCCACCUGCGCCACCACAAAGACGUCCGGGACAGAUGCCUGGAUUCCUUCCGUCAACAUCAGGAUAGGGUGAUCCGCACGAUUCCCAAGGGGCAACUGCUCAUCUUGAAUCUGUCCGACGGUUGGGGUCCACUCUGCGAGUUCUUGGGAAAGCCGAUUCCCCCCGGGCCCUUCCCGCAUGUGGACAGGUACGCAACGAAGACGGCAGACGCCAACCGGACUUCCGUGAUCAACGACACAUCAUCGGUAGCCUUAGUGCAGCGCGAAGCUGUCCGUCUCCGUCGAAGGGAGCUCUGA